Molecule: messenger RNA, 1662 nt
Organism: Trichosurus vulpecula (common brushtail)
Lineage: Eukaryota; Metazoa; Chordata; Mammalia; Diprotodontia; Phalangeridae
Gene: EFCAB12
Product: EF-hand calcium binding domain 12
Exons: 8
Coding region: 28-1662 (544 amino acids)
Source: RefSeq, a predicted model, not a curated record
AGACGACCAAAGGAAGAGCAAGCAAAGAUGCGUUCUACUUGGUUCCAACCUUUCAAGGAAUCCAAGAAGCCUGGCUUUAAAAUGCCCCAAUGCCGCCACCGUAUUAUCAUUGCACCCCCCAUGCCAGAGCAUGUUGUCAAUGAACCCAAGAUGACAGUGGAAGCUGCUCCUUCCCCUGAAGUGGAUUCUUUAAACCAAUCCUACAAAACAGUAAACAUUCGUCAGGAAGACAAGCAGGUGGAGGGUGAAGAUGAAGCACAUGUAUGGCUGGCCCAGAGGCUAAAAGUAAAGAAAGAUCUGGACACUUUUGUGAACAUUGAGAAAUGGAUCUAUUGCAAGCCCAGGACGACAAAGUCCGAGAACCGAGUGUUAAGGAGGAUUUACAAGGACAGAGAGAAUGAUCUGGCUGCCUCGAGAGCAGCUGAGCUUGCUGCUGCUGAGAUGACAAAACCUGCCCAGCGUGUCCACCGAAACAUUCCCUCACUCGUUGUGCCUAAACCCGUGUGCCUGUCAGUCUUAUAUGAGUAUCUGUUAAACCACAAGAUCAAAGUCCCUGAAAUGUUCUGCAAGGGAGAGUGGGAACAUCAGAUCACCAGGGAAGAGUUUGUGGAAGGAAUGAGAAGGGUUGGUGCUCCUCUGACUGAACGGGAGUUUGAGGAUGUGGUGAUCUAUCUAUGCUCCAUGAACAAGCAUGGUGUCAUCUCCCAGGACGACCUGGUAGCUUCAUAUAGAGGCUGGGUUGCUGCCAAGAAAAGUGAUAUCCAAGAAAAAAGGAAAAGUUUUAACUACUGGAAAAGCAGACUCCGAAGACGUCUUGCCAAACCUAAGAAGGCAAAGAUUUCAACUCCCCCGCCCCCCUCUCCAAAAUCCCCCUUCUUGGAAGUCCCUCCAAUUAACACGGAACCAGACAGAAUGCAUCUGACCUAUGAGGAUAUGGAGGAAGCCGGAAAGCGAUACCGGGAGAUGAAGCGACAAUCUAAGAAAAAAAUCAAUCCCUUGUUGUUUAUGGAAAGGUGUCGCCUAGUACGGACUGGCAACAAGGCUUAUGAUGACCACUGCCUCCCAUCCACUCUGCAAGAUGAGUUGGGGGAAAUGAUUAACGCCUUCCGACAGGCUACCUUUUUGGCUUACCUGAAGUGCGUGAAGGCGUGUGAAGCCUACCAACUCCCGCUGACUGAAAAGACCCUCAUGAAAGCUCUCCUUUACCCUGGAGACAAACUCAUCAUGGAGAAAGGGAACGUUCUCAAGCUCAGACAACCAGGAGGCUAUUACGAUGAAGUGAAAGAAUUCGUACCAACUAAAGCCAAAUUCCAUACGAUAGAAGGAUCAGUAAUUAAGAAAAAGUCACAGAAGCCAAUUAAGAAAAUGAACUUUGGAGAGUUUGAGGCUCUGAUCAGGAAACUCGAGCACAAGAGCCAUCAUAAGACAUAUGAUGAGGUUCACGGUACUCACCCCAAUUUCUUCUGGCCAGGACACCUCCUGGAUAAACUGCUGCUGUACCUCCCCAACAAGAAGUGGGAAAGGCAACUGGUUCUUUUCAGCCAAGUGAAGAAGUUGCCUCAUUCCUACCCAGCCAUCUACCAUCCUGAUCGCUUUUGGCCCAUUUCUGAUUCAGGCUACGUAACCUAUGGCAAUUUUGAUAGACGUGAAAGAUGGUGUUAA